CAAAAGGAGGAAAAGAAAAAAAAAAAAGGGAGAGAGAGCGAGAGAGGGGAGAGAGAGGGAAAAAAAAAAAAGGAGAAAACUGUAAGUGCGUAAAAAAGUUCUCGCCGCGGUGACGGAUGCUCAAAAGUUCAGGAGUUUUUCCGAUGCUUCGCAAAGCAGCCUGCGACUGAAAAAGAGACUGAAAAACGAGCGAGGGAGAGAGAGAGGGCGAGUUUGCACUGGGAGACCGGGAAGACAACUUGUUGCAGAUCCCCGUGGAGCGAGGAACCGGGAGCGUGGGAGCCUCUUCGCGAAGGUUUUAUUUCCUUACUACUCUUUCUGCGUUGGGAAGCUGCUUUCUCCGCUGCGAUUCCUUUUUUCGCCCUCCGCCGGUUUCUUGCGAGAAAACGCUUUCGGCCUCCCCCCCCGGCCCGGGCUCUUUUUCCCCCCCCGGCUCUGACUUUCCCCUCCUCCCCCCCCCGCGGCCGGUGGGCUUUGGCGGCCGAGGACGGAGCGGAGCCUCCCGGCGCCGCCGUCGGGCUCCGUGCCCCGUUUCCCCGCGCUCCGCCGGGGGCUGCCCGGUGCGGCUCGGUCGGCGGAGCGGCGGAGGGGUGGAGGGGAAAGGGCCGAGCUGCUCGGGCCGGCGGGGAGGCAGGGCGAAAGCUGCCGGGGGGACAUGCAGGCUCGCUACUCCGUGUCCAGCCCCAACUCCCUGGGAGUGGUGCCGUACCUCGGCGGCGAGCAGAGCUACUACCGAGCCGCCGCCGCCGCGGCCGGCGGGGGCUACGCGGCCAUGCCGGCCCCGAUGAGCAUGUACUCGCACCCGGCCCACGAGCAGUACCCGGGCGGCAUGGCCCGAGCCUACGGGCCCUACACGCCGCCGCCGCAGCCCAAGGAUAUGGUGAAGCCGCCCUACAGCUACAUCGCCCUCAUCACCAUGGCCAUCCAGAACGCGCCCGAUAAGAAGAUCACCUUGAACGGGAUCUACCAGUUCAUCAUGGAGCGGUUCCCUUUCUACCGGGACAACAAGCAGGGCUGGCAGAACAGCAUCCGCCACAACCUCUCCCUCAACGAGUGCUUCGUCAAGGUGCCCCGCGACGACAAGAAGCCCGGCAAGGGCUCCUACUGGACCCUCGACCCCGACUCCUACAACAUGUUCGAGAACGGCAGCUUCCUCCGCCGCCGCCGCCGCUUCAAGAAGAAGGACGCCGUCAAGGACAAGGAGGACAAGGACCGCCUGCACCUCAAGGACCAUGCCCCGCCGCCGCCGCGCCCGCCGCCGCCCGCCGCAGCCUCGGCCGCCGCCGUCGAGCCCGAGGGCGGCCCCGCCGGGGGGGGCAGCGCCCCGCCGCCGCCGCCCCCCGUCCGCAUCCAGGACAUCAAGACGGAGAACGGCACGGCCUCGCCGCCGCACGCCGGCUCCCCCCCCGGCGCCGCUCCGCCGCUGGGCGCCGUGCCCAAAAUCGAGAGCCCCGACAGCAGCAGCAGCCUGUCGAGCGGCGGCAGCCCCCGCAGCGCCCUCCCCUCCGCCCGCUCGCUCAGCCUCGAAGCCCCCGAGCCUCCGCCGCCGCCCCCCCCCCCGCCGCCGCCUCCCCACCACCACCACCACCACCACGGGCCGGGCUUCAGCGUGGACAACAUCAUGACCUCGCUGCGCGGCUCCCCGCAGGGGGCGGCCGAGCUGGGCUCCGGCCUGCUGCCCCCCGCCGCCGCCGCCGCCGCCCCCCGCAGCGGCAUCCCCCCGGCCCUGUCCCUCGGCGGCUACUCGCCGGGCCACAGCUCCGUCUACAGCUCGCCCUGCGGCCAGCCCGCCGCCUCGGCGGCCACCUACCACUGCAACAUGCAAGCCAUGAGCCUGUACGCGGCGGCGGGCGGCGCGGAGCGGACCCCCGGCCACCUGCCCCCCCCCGCCGCCGCCGCCGCCAGCCCCGCCGAGGAGCCGCUGCCCGACUACGCGCUGCCGUCGGGGGGCGGCGGAGCGGGGGGCGGCGGCGGCGGCGGCGGCGGGGGAGGAGGAGGGGGCGGCGGGGGGGCGCUGGGGCACGGCGGGCUGGGCGGCGCGGCGGGCGGCCACCAGGAGGGGCAGCACCCGCACCCGCACCCGCACCAGGGCCGCCUGGCCUCCUGGUACCUCAACCAGGCGGCGGCGGCGGCGGCGGCGGCGGCGGCGGUGGCGGCGGCGGGGGAGCUGGGCCCGCUGGCGGGCGCGCCGGGCUACGGGGGGGCGCAGCAAGGCUUCGCCGCCGCCCCCAGGGAGGUCUUCGAGGCGCCGCGCCUCGCUCAGCGCCUCGCCCGGAGGAGGAGGCAGCGGCGGAGGCCCGGGCGGCGGCGGCGGCGGCGGCGGCGGAGGAGGCGGCGGGGCGGGGGGAGGCAGCUGUCAGAUGGCCUUCCCGGCAGCCAGCCCCUCUACCGCACCUCCGGGGCCUUCGUCUACGACUGCGGCAAGUUCUGAGCGCCCCCCCGACGCCCCCCCCGCCACCCCCCCCCCGACGCCGCUCCGGGGUCCCCGCGGCCGCCCCGAGGGAGAGGAGAGCGCGGGCGAAAAGCCUUUGUACAGAGACAGCUCCAAAGCAUGUCUUGGUUUUGUUAAAGGACAGUGUUACUCCGAUAACACGUAAGUUUUUUCUGUUGUUGUUUUUUUUUUCCUCCUUGCUUUUGAGAAAUACUCCCUCCAACCUCACCCCCCACCCCGUGCGCCCCGGCCCUUAAGGUAUCGCCAGGCCCUGUGUUUAAAAGGGGGCGAAAAACCCAGCGUAGAGUACCGGCUUCUCCCCGCUCCUCCCCGUCCCGGACCCUCCUCUUUUACAAGGACUUGUUUUAAAAUGUAAAUUGCGACAUAGUAAUUUAUUUUUAAUUUGUAGUUGGAUGUUGCGGACCAAACGCCAGAAAGUGUUUCCCCCCUUCCCUGAAAAUUGACUGAAACGCUGAUUUUUUUUUUCACUAUAUAUAAAAAAGGGAAACUGUAUUAAUCUUAUUCUAUCAAUAUUUUUUUCUUUUUUUUUUUUUUGUUGAAAAUAUUCUGAAGGUAUUGCAUUGUUUGUUUAUUAAUAAAUUACCAUUCAGUUGGAA
Molecule: messenger RNA, 3048 nt
Organism: Cygnus olor (mute swan)
Lineage: Eukaryota; Metazoa; Chordata; Aves; Anseriformes; Anatidae
Gene: FOXC1
Product: forkhead box C1
Biological process (GO): cell differentiation; anatomical structure morphogenesis; regulation of transcription by RNA polymerase II
Molecular function (GO): DNA-binding transcription factor activity, RNA polymerase II-specific; RNA polymerase II cis-regulatory region sequence-specific DNA binding
Source: RefSeq, a predicted model, not a curated record